Messenger RNA from Nanorana parkeri, 372 nucleotides. It is a transcript of the gene ACYP1, whose product is annotated as acylphosphatase 1. The record is from RefSeq and is a predicted model, not a curated record. The coding region runs from base 70 to 369 and encodes 99 amino acids. The transcript is spliced from 3 exons. Gene Ontology annotation, molecular function: acylphosphatase activity. Lineage: Eukaryota; Metazoa; Chordata; Amphibia; Anura; Dicroglossidae.
CCUCCUACGUCAUCAACCUGGGACUCUGCUGGCCGGUGUUGUCAUAGGAACGGAGCGCAGAGUGAGAACAUGGCGGAGGGCAGCUCGCUCGUCUCCCUGGACUAUGAGGUGUUUGGGAAGGUGCAGGGGGUUUUCUUCCGCAAGUACACACAGGCGGAGGGGACACGCCUGGGCCUGGUUGGCUGGGUGCAGAAUACAGAUGCUGGGACAGUCCGGGGCCAACUUCAAGGGCCCCCAAGCCGAGUACGAGAGAUGCGGGAAUGGCUGAAGAACAAAGGGAGCCCCAAGUCCAGAAUCACAGGGGCCCAAUUCCACAACCAGAGAGAAAUCCAACAAUGUGACUACAGCAACUUCUCUGUCAAAAAAUGAUGG